CGGGCAGACCCAGCGGGCAGGGCCGGGCCGGGCCGGGCCGGGCCGGGGGGCAGGCCGGGGCGGAGGCCGCGCCGCCCCGGGGACUUUGAGCCCAGCGGGCCCGGCAGUCGGGGCCGCGGCCAUGGCGGGCCGGCAGCGGCAGCGGCUGCUGCUGGAGAACGCCGAGCAGCUGGUGCUGGUCUGCGGCCGCCGAGAGCCCUUCCUGCGGCGGGACGGCGCUGCCAGCCUGGCCGUGCUGCGGGCCGCCAGCCUGGUGGUGGGGCUGGAUGGCUGUAUCAAAGCUGUGGGCCAGGCAGAUGUUAUUCGCAAUCAGUUUUCAGAAGCAACGUUUGAAAGGAUAAUUGACUGCUCCGGGAAGUGCGUGUUGCCAGGCCUGGUAGAUGCACAUACACAUCCAGUGUGGGCUGGUGAUAGGGUUCAUGAGUUUGCAAUGAAGCUGGCAGGUGCAUCCUACAUGGAGAUCCACCAGGCUGGGGGAGGGAUCCACUUCACCGUGGAGCACACUCGGAAGGCCGCGGAGGACGAGCUGCUGGCCACGCUGCGGCAGCGCCUGGGCCGCAUGCUGAGGGCAGGAUCCACGCUGGUGGAGUGCAAGAGUGGCUACGGGCUCAGCCUGGAAACCGAGCUCAAAAUGCUGCGGGUGAUCGAGCGCGCGCGGCAAUGCGCGGAUAUCGGCAUCUCCUCCACCUACUGCGGGGCUCACGCCGUGCCCAAAGGGAAAACUGCUACUGAAGCCACAGAUGACAUUAUCAAUAACCACCUUCCUAAACUGAAAGAACUCAUACUAAGUGGUGAAAUACACGUUAACAAUAUAGAUGUGUUCUGUGAGAAGGGAGUCUUUGAUCUGGAGUCUACAAGGAGAAUACUUCAAGCUGGAAAGGAUAUAGGGUUACAGAUUAACUUCCAUGGUGAUGAACUGCAUCCGAUGAAGUCUGCUGAGCUUGGAGCUGAGCUGGGAGCCCGGGCCAUCAGCCACCUGGAAGAAGUUAGUGAUGAAGGUAUUGUGGCAAUGGCAAGAGCUAAGUGUGCUGCUGUCCUUCUGCCAACAACAGCCUACAUGCUAAGACUGAAGCAACCUCAAGCUAGAAAAAUGUUGGAAGAAGGUGUUAUAGUUGCUCUUGGCAGUGACUUUAAUCCUAAUGCAUACUGUUUUUCAAUGCCUAUGGUGAUGCAUCUGGCCUGUGUAAACAUGAAGAUGUCAAUGAAUGAAGCACUGGCAGCUGCCACCAUUAAUGCAGCUUAUGCUCUGGGCAAAUCAGACACACAUGGCUCCUUGGAGGUUGGCAAGCAGGGGGAUCUUCUUGUCAUAAACUCAUCAAGCCCAUCCUCCCAUGGACACGUGAUCCUCUGUAGCAGCACUGGUUGAGAGAGAAUCCACAGAAGAGGGGUGGCACAAGGCUUUGUUCUCAGACACUGCAAAAACCCAGCACAAUGAAUGAAGGACAAAAUAGGCAUAAGACAGCAGAAGCAAUGGACAACAUGGAGAUAAGAACCUGUCCACCACCUUGGGUCCAACUACUGCUCCUCUUUCGAGGAUGCAUCAGUGUUUUACCUGGACUGAGAAAUUUGUAAUAACCUUGAAAACUACCAUUGCCUUUAAAACACUAACCAACAGCAGUCUUUAGAUGCAAAUAUUAACCAAAUACAGAAUGAGGGCUCACUCUUCACUCCCUUAUCUCCAGUUUGAGUUGCUGGGGCUCAAAGGCCUGGAGGAAACUGAAGCAGAAGAGCAGACAGCAUAACUGAAACACAAGCCUGGUUCUGCCUAUUGCCCUAGAGCAACUCUGUAAAGAGCAUUGGCUCCCUCUGGUUUUGGUCAUGAAGAUCACCCCUCCCCUGCUUUCAAGAAUACAGCUAGAGAUCAGCAUCUGGUCUGCUCAUUGCAGCUGAGGCACUUUCAGAACUUCCUCUGGAAAGAUGGGGGAAUGCCACACAAUACAAACUCUCUCCCUCCCUCACCUCACUACAAGGCUGCCCACGUCCCUGAGGGUGACACACUCCAGCUUUGAAAGCCAGCUGCAAGGUCUGGAGUAAAUUCUCAUGCUGCAUCCAAAAGCGACAGGCAAAUGGUUGCAGGAGAGGCCUUAGGCACCAUUCAAUGACCAUUUGAGGUUGAGAACUCUCUUUAAAAGAGAAAAAAUGAAGUGUGCAUUCACAGCACUCUGGCUGCACUCGGCCUUUCCUUUCUGAAGCCCAGCGGGAUGCUGUGUAAUGCUCUCGCCAAAUUAGCGGCUUCAGAAAAGCAACAGGAGCAACAGAGAGGUGGUGACACCAAUUGCAAAUAGGCUGGAGUGACAGUCUAGGGCCAGAGCCCAGCUGGCACAUUCAGGCAGGUGAUGGCAGGUCCCAGAGAGGCUGCAUGUGAUCACUGCAAACAGCUCGGUCUGGCAGGCACAGAGCUGCUGGAGCAGGGCCAGACAGACACAUCCAGCGGUGUUGCAAAAUAUCUGCAAUUUUUUUUCAGAUUUAUCUAUUAACCCUGGGAGUGAAAAACAUUAUCUGGUACACAAACAACCCAGAAACUGGCAGAGUGAUUUGAAAAAUAUUGGUGAUUAAAAAAGAAGUUAAGAAAAAUAAAAGGAACUCAAACUUCAGAUAAAAAUUCAGAUAAAAUCCUCACUUUUUUGAUCAGGAUGAGAUUAUUUUGACCCAUGGACUUCUAGUGUCAGCAGAUGCAGGGCUGUAAUUUUCAUUUCCCACAGCAGAAAUCACUGUCACUCCAGAUUACAGAAGUGUGCAGUGCAACCUGAAGCCAUGCAACCAGCUGAAACCUGGAGCCAUCCUACACUCUCCCCUGCCAAAAGAUAAAGCUUCCAGCCCCUAAACCAGGGGAUGAGCAUUUCAGCUCCUCUUCCAGACCCAAUUCCCCAACCAGCCUCUAGGGUGGUUUCCUUGAGGCUGGGUUUCUUUAGUCCACUGAUUUAGUUAAUUCAUUUGUUUUCUCCAGAAUGUUUACCUACAUAUUUAACCAAUAUCCUCUGUUCCUGUGUUUGUUUGUAAAUUUUAAAAUUUAUAUCUUCUCAUAGCAUGUUUAUCUUUAUAUUGGCUCCUGCUUCCCUGAACCUAUGAACUGUAGUAUGCCAGCAGCCAGCAGGCUUCUUGUUGCCUUAGCCAUGAGUACUAGAGGAAAAACUGAAGGGAUGUUUAGUUUCAGUGUUCCUCCAAUAGCCACCACUGCAAACUCGGGUCUUCUGAGGACUGUGGGGUCUGAUACUGAUGUGCCAAAUGGAGACAGCCAGUGCUGAGGGCAUCAGGCCACCUUUGAGACAAGCCUUCCCACCAAAGUCCACUCAGAUUUGCAUGCUCAGAGCACUGAACAUGCCCAAGGGUUGGUGCAGAAUAAGGAAGCCUGAACUGAAAUAAUUGCAGCCACACCCAAUGCUCAUACUUUACAAGACAGCACAGAAGACAUGGAGGGGAGAUGGAAAACAGGAGCCAGAUACAUUUGUGUCUGCUAUUAGAUUGCAUCUGCCUUGAAAAAAAUCAGUCUUUCUAGCUUGCUCUCUCUAUGGAAUUGCUCAAGCACUCACCCAGGGCAGCUGCUGUGCAGUGUGCAAUCAUGAAGCCUGAGUUCAGGCCUCCUUCAGUGACUAAAAAUGCAGGCAGUUCACUGAGUGAGGGGUUGCAGAGCCUCUCAAUUCUUCUUUCACUAAUUGCAGCGAGUUCAUGCACACCAAUUGCUAAAUAGUCCAGAGCCUACAAAAGAAGAUCUCAUUAAACCAGAUGAAAAAACAAACCAGAAAAAGUUGUUUUUUUUUUUCCUUUCUUCAAAUGCUGAAUUACCUUUGCAGGAUAUUCACCAUGAAAAUUGCCUCCAGAAAUGGUCUCUUCUCUUUCAGCAAACACCAUCUUUAAGGAGAAGUUAAGGCCCACAUGAGUGAAAUACAGUUUAUGUGAGUGAUAUCUGCCAGUAAUCAGAAUAUCUUAAAUGAAGGAGUUCUAGUGCCAAUAGGCUUUUAUUUACAAGCACAUUAUAUUGUGUCUACACUUCCACUUUUCAAGAAAUGAAGACACAAUCUCAGUUCUUCAAAUUUGUAGGUACAAUUUUGACAUGUAUGUUUUUCAAAUAAGCUACAUAAAGAGAGGUCUUUGAUCAGCUGUUCAGAUCCUAGCAUAGGUUUUCAGUUCCUUGAUAGAUUCUCUCCAUGACAGUUACAAUUUUGGCACUUAAUUAGUCCAAAUUAGAAUUGGACUACUUCCAAAUUGGAAGAAUUGGAUUAGAUUCUAAUUCAAGGUAAAAGGAAGUUUGGAAGAUUAGAAGCAAUAAUGCUUAUCAGCAAUUGAUAUAAUGCUAUGUACAUCAUCAUUAUAGUGCUAACAGAAAUGCAGCCCUGCAUCACAGAGCUGACAGAAAUCCUUCCAUGCAGUCUAAAGGAAGAGAGAUUGCUGUUGCAAACAAUGGCAGUUAUUGACCCAAGCCAAUUAUGACUUUUUUGCCUCCAGUGUGAGUAACUAUACAAAAGAAAAGAAUAAAAAAGGCUAAGAAGAAUUUUAUAUAGUAAUAAAGUAAUUAAAAAGAUACAGGGUUGUCCGUGGCACUGUUGAUUUCCGUUGUUAUUAUGUCCUUCACAAAAGCAAUUGUAUCAUUUACAAUUCCAUGGACCUACAACAAAAGACAUUAGUGCCUGAGCUUAUUAUCUGUACUUAGUUCACCUUCAGGAUGCUGACUGAGCUGCAGGGACCCUCUUCCCACUAUCUCAUUCAAUUUUCACACAUGGUCUUGGAUUUGCUUUUAACAUCAGCAGCAUCACUGCCAAUCCUAGACACUUCAAAGAUGGUAUUUACUAUUAUUAUGGCAGUUUUGCCCGAAUAGUAAUCUGAAUAUGACAUUCUUUACUUAUUUGGGUUGUUUUACCUAAAUGGAAGGUAUUUAUUCAGUGGCAGAAGUGUUGUAAGGGAAGAAGUAGCCUUACAAACACUCACAGAAAACAAAACCUCUUAUUAAUUAAUUAACUUUCAUUAAUUCCACUGAUUUAAUAGCUUUGCUCCUGUUAAAAUGCAUAGGAUUGAGCACUUCCAAUAUGUCUGAGAUACUACAUUCUGUUGGCUUCUGGAAACACCCAGUUCAUGUUAUUAACACCAGUGCAGAAGAAAAUCCCUACAAAAUCUGCAAGCAUGGAAACCAGCACUUUCCCUCUGCUUCCAACCUCUGUCCUCUUCCAGAUCUGGACACAGAUUUGUUAGAUGCUGCCUGAUGUGUACACGCAAGUAAUCAACAAAUUGCAUGUCUCCGUUAACACUACUGUGAAGUGAAGAAGAUGCAAAAUAAAGCCACUUCCUCUAACAGUGUCAGACAGCACAUAACUGACUGUAUUUCUGAGGUGGAAGUGUCACCAUAAUUUGUUGUUACAGAAGUAUCUAAAAGUCAGACUUUACCUGAGGACAGCAGCGCAUUGUGUACGCGUCCUGAACUCGGUCACAGAAUCUAUGGCUCUCUAGAAGACACAAGGAGGGCAAAACCCAAAUAUUGCUUACACAAAAGCACUGUCUCCUGUUGAAGGACCCAGCCUGUCCUGGUAACCUGAGAGGGUGAAGGUUUAGAUUGUUCACCUGCUAUUUCUGAUGGAUGAUGGUCAGAAUCUAGAAGGGACCUGAAUCGAAAGGCCACUUCAGCCUGCCCUCGAUGCGGGCGCACUGCAUGGAUAUCUGGUAAGACAAGUCAGACUGUCAGGCUGUGCCUCUCCUGUCAGGAGCUGUUUAGCAAACAGGGAGUGCCCAGUACCCACCAGUGUCAAAGGCCCUCGUUGUACCCUUCAGGACUUCCAGUGUAAGGGCAGCGAUGAUGUCAGCUUGCCUUGCUAUAGCUCCGGCUCUUUCCACAGCCUCACAUCCCAGCGAGGUGAUCAUCUGUGUCCCGUUGAUGAGGGCCAGACCCUUCAAAGGAAAACAGAUGUUAAGCAAAUUCGUUGCCAGUAUUCCACACACUGUGACAAUUCCCCAUGUCUGUGACAAUUCUCCUUCUCACAUGAAGGAGUUAAAGGUCUUUGCCUAGCUUUUUGGACCAUCUUGAAAUCACAAAAUGCACAGCUUGACUGAGCAUCUGCUACAUAAAGUGUAAUGCUCACAACCCCAUUAAGUCCCUGCAGACACCCUUGGAGCACCAGUAGUUCCAAGCAAGUAAGAUACCUGCUUCAAGUCAGUCAUCUGACUUCCUGUUCUGGCCAAAGGGUGGACAGGUACCUUGAAGGUGCCUCUUAGACAGCUGUGUCAGGAUGGUAUAAAGUGCUUUUGAAAGGGACCUGUCUGUCUCCACUGACCACAGAGCCAAUCUGAACACCAAGCUUGGGUCUGACAUUUCAAGUCAAGUAGGGUGACACUAGGAGUGGUGAAUCCCACUCCUGACAACACUUCAUCAUUAUCUUUCUAAAGUUUGAUUUAAAAUUAUUAUUAAUUCAUGUAAUGCUUUUACUGUACAUAUAAAGCAAAUAGUGAUUGAUUGACUAUGCUCUUUUUCAUCAGCUGACAUCAUUAUACUUUAUUACCUCUUUUGGUUUCAAGGUGAUUGGUUUCAGUCCAUGGGCUUCCAGGACCUGUGAAGUAGUUAAAUGCCAAGGCAGUUAAUGAAAAAUACUUUUCAGUCACUAAAGUCACAAAAUGAAGUCACUCAAACUUAAAUGUUUCCAUGAAUAGAAAUAUUAACAAAUUUCUUAAGUGAUGGAAGAAAAAGAGCUUUAUAUCACAAACAUAUCACAUAUUUUUUUCUGCUGGGCUAAAUAAAGGACUUCCAAACUAGCACCUCACUUCCUAGUGCCAAUACAAGAAGGUAGCAGGAGCACUGAAGCAAGAUAUUUGUCACUGUCACAGCCCAUCAACAUCUACCAUGUUCUAGAUGAUGGGAGAGGCUGGAAGCCCCUUGGGAAGGCAGUUCUGCCUACACCCUGCCUCAUAGCAUUUUGGCUUGGCAUAAAUUAUUCCUUAUUAAAUUAUUCCUAAUCCUUUCUAUAGAAAAUCUCUAAUGACAGGAGGAGUCCUAUCCAGUUUAUUCUGUACAUGUCUAUUCUACAGGGCAAUUGUUCUUGCAGGAAAUGGAGAAACACCAUAACUUAUUCCUCAUUUAAUCCUCUCACCCUGUCCAACAGAAGAGGUAAUGCAUCUCAGAAGUGUACAGCUAUAACUUCUGGUCUUGAAGGUCCAGCACACACUGGUCUGCUUCCUCCUUACUCCUCUCCCUGUGUAGUCCUCAAUCUUUCUCCAGUCUAGAGCGAUGUACACCUAUCAAUCCAUGAAUGAGUCUGGUAUUCAAAUAUUCAUGGAUAGGAGUUAUAGGUAUAGCAGAACAAACUACCAUGAAAGACUAUGGAGGGGCUGGACUUGGAGAUAUUUAACACAAGAUCAAUCUGCUGGUGUGUUAGUGGCAGAAUAAUGAUGGAUCAAAACGUAAUUUCAUUGUAACAUUUCCAUCUUGUGAUGAAAUAUAAAGGCUCCUUGUAACCCUAGCUAAUUUAUCAAAAAUGAAAUAUCCAAACCUGUGUAUUUACUUAAAGCCACUGUAAAAUCAGUAGAAAUUUUACUGCAAAGAUUGUGCCUCCAGUAAACCUCCAGGUAUGCUCAGCAUUUGAGAGGUGAUGUUGGAUUUUUUACAAGAGUAUUGAUGCUCAUGGAGCUGAAGAUACAGUAAUAGUUCUUUCAUAGUUGGUAUCAUAUCCUCUCCAUUUCUCCAGUUCAUAAAUGAUGAACUGUGGUAUCUUGUAUAGCAGUACUGUGGCAUGAUAUUUCUUUAGGGCUCAAUAACAUGCUGCUUAUUUAUGUCUGCUACAGUGACAUGUGGGUCAGUUCUUGCAUUCUCCAUGGAUCCACCUUCCUCAAAUUAGAGAAUAAGUAGCUAAAGGCAAUCUAGUCCCAAUUCAAACUGGUAGAGAAAAUCCAAAGACUUGUACAUAUUACUAAUAUGAGAAAAAGCUCUCUUUCUCUCAAAACUACAUGCAAUUUGAAAAAUGAGUCAGCAAGCUAAAAUAAAAUAAACUGUCAGCUGCACAAAUCUUACAUAUUUAGCAUCAGCCCAGCCACUCUUCGGGGACCACAUCUUUCCCUCUCCAAUUAAUCCCAGAGCAAGAUGAGAGAGAGGGGCCAAGUCUCCGCUGGCUCCAACUGUCCCUUUCUCUGGGAUAUAAGGAAGGCAGGAUGCUAGAAAGAAAACAAAAAUCACUCAUUUUAGAGCCUUGCUUUGAUAAACACCUUGGAAAACAGAGAAGCCAGCUCACAAGUGUGGCCACAGUAACCACCUACAAUCAUGGACAAUGGCACCAACAGGACUAUUCUUGUUGCAGCUCUAGUCCUGAUCUCUCACAACUACCAAGCUGAAAGACCAACACCUGCAUCUUGACCCAUUGAGCUACACCCUUUAACAAAACAGUUAAAAGGAAAAAAAAGGGAAAGGAAGAUUUUCUUUAAACAUCUUUUUACCAUUAAACACUUCAAUAACUUGCUCGAGGGUUUCUAGGGAUAUUCCACUGUAUCCUUUGGCUAGGACAUUGAUUCUUAGUGCCAACAGCAUGCGAGUUCUCUCUGGGGUCAAAGGUUUCCCCACACCUGAAACAGUAGCAGAACCCUCUGGGUUACUCACCCGCUACCAACAAGGGCAGAAAAGGGAAACACUGAGCAAUCUCUCAUUACCUGCAGAAUGUGAACGAACCAAGUUCACUUGAAGCUCCCUACAAAAAAAAAAAAAAAGAAAA
Passer domesticus (house sparrow) is the source of this 8675-nucleotide messenger RNA. RefSeq names its product amidohydrolase domain containing 1 (gene AMDHD1). The transcript is spliced from 9 exons. The record is from RefSeq and is a predicted model, not a curated record. Gene Ontology annotation, cellular component: cytoplasm. Bases 122 to 1366 code for a protein of 414 amino acids. NCBI's taxonomy places the organism in Eukaryota, Metazoa, Chordata, Aves, Passeriformes, Passeridae. Gene Ontology annotation, molecular function: imidazolonepropionase activity.